Harpia harpyja (harpy eagle) is the source of this 1477-nucleotide messenger RNA. It is a transcript of the gene HOXB4, whose product is annotated as homeobox B4. The transcript is spliced from 3 exons. The record is from RefSeq and is a predicted model, not a curated record. Gene Ontology annotation, biological process: embryonic skeletal system morphogenesis; anterior/posterior pattern specification; regulation of transcription by RNA polymerase II. Gene Ontology annotation, molecular function: RNA polymerase II cis-regulatory region sequence-specific DNA binding; DNA-binding transcription factor activity, RNA polymerase II-specific. Bases 151 to 888 code for a protein of 245 amino acids. Gene Ontology annotation, cellular component: nucleus. NCBI's taxonomy places the organism in Eukaryota, Metazoa, Chordata, Aves, Accipitriformes, Accipitridae.
CAGAAUAGCCCAGGCUGGAUUUGGGGGGGGGGGGGGUGCAGGGGGUUUCUAUAGGAUUCCGCCUGCAAAACCUUCCCAAGUUUUAAGGGAGCGUCCUAACCCCCCCGGGGGUUACUCGGAGGAAAGGACCCACGUUUUGUCAAGAAAUUAAUGGCCAUGAGCUCGUUUUUGAUCAACUCCAACUAUGUGGACCCCAAGUUCCCACCCUGUGAAGAGUAUUCCCACAGCGAUUACCUUCCCAAUCACUCGCCGGAAUAUUACAGCAGCCAGAGGCGAGAGAGCACUUUCCAACAUGAAGCGAUGUACCAGCCGCGGUCAGCCUGCAAGGAGCAGCUCUACUCGUCCUGUCCGAGCUCCGGCCACCAAGCAGCGGUGUUAUCCCCCCGGGGUCAUGUCCAUCCUCCGGCCGGACUGCAGAGCCACCUCUCUGAGCCAAACCAUCCCUGCGAGCCGGUCACCCCCAGCCCACCACCCUCCUGCAGCCAAAACUCUCUGAACCAAAGCCCUUCCAAUUCCUCUUGCAAAGAGCCGGUAGUUUACCCCUGGAUGAAAAAAGUCCAUGUAAGCACGGUAAACCCCAAUUACUCAGGAGGGGAACCGAAACGCUCCCGCACAGCCUACACCAGGCAGCAAGUCCUGGAGCUGGAGAAGGAAUUUCACUAUAACCGCUAUCUCACCCGGAGGCGCAGGGUCGAGAUCGCCCAUUCCCUCUGCCUCUCCGAGCGCCAGAUCAAAAUCUGGUUCCAGAACAGGAGGAUGAAAUGGAAAAAAGAUCACAAGUUACCAAAUACCAAGAUCAGGUCUAAUUCUUCCAGCUCCUCUGCCAGCCUGCAGAUCCCACAAGGAGGAUCUCAAAACCGAUCCCAUGGACCAACCACCAGCCUAUAACUAUUCCUUGGAUGGAUGGAGUGUGCGUGGUUGUGGGUGUGAGUUUGUGUGUGUGUAGGGAACACAUGGUAAUUCUUUUUUUUUAAAUGCUCCAAGAAGCGAGGGAAGGAGGGUACUCUUUAUUUAUAGGGGGAACAGAGGGAGACUCAGCUGCAACAAAGCAGAGCUGUGCUGUUGUGCCUCUCUUCCAUUAAAAGAAGGCUGUAGAUAGUAGUUUUCAGAUUUGGCUAAGAUGGAUCCUUGUUUCAUCUUUAAUCACGCCAAGCUCUGCCCCAUUUGUCAUGUUUACUCUCCCGUACAAAGGAUGGACCUUAUGUCUGCUAUUACCUCGACAACCAGCGCUCACUUUAAUAAAUGAGGCUCAGUUUCUUCAAGACGAACUGGAUUUUCUCCCCCCCCCUUCCCCCCCCUCCUCUUUUUCUUUUCUCGCCUACCAGCCACAAACGGAAAGUUUCUGUCCCGCCAUCCCAAAGAUGCGGCGGUUCUAGCACAGCCCUGUGAUGGAGAAAAAAAAAAACCCAACACAACCCCCCCCCCCAAACCCAACCAAAAUCUCCGCCGGGCACGGACCGUGGGGAGCAGGGGGUGU